AUGAUUCCGAACACGGCGAAAAACAAAAAUGGCAUCAUCACUCGGGCGACUUUCGACUUGAAAAAGGAUUUGAAAUUCGUAAAACUCACUUCGCUAUCGAAUUUGACGGUUCAAAAUGGGGAGAUGUUGGCGGCGGUCACCGAGAAAUUGAUAAUUCAUUAUAGUGAUGGAAAGGGAGAGAGAUUUCAAGAGAUGACACUUCCCCUGCAAUCGCCCGACCACGUGGCAUACAUUCAUCUGUCUCGUAACGGAUUUCACGCGAUAAUCUCGUCGAAACUCGGUCAUAAUUUCUAUAUUCAUCUGAAAACGAACUCAGUUCAUUAUCUGAAAAAGAUUCGUUGCGUCGUGACGGCAGUCGGCUGGAAUCCUGACUACUCGAAAGACACUGAUUCGACGGGUGCCGUUCUAUUAGGGACCGCCCAGGGAUCGAUUAUCGAAUUGACGGUUUCUAGUUGUGGAAUGAUGACGUCACAGAAGGAAUUGACUCCCCAAGUUGCACAGAUUGCAGAACAACGAAUUAGUGGUGGAGGGGCGUCUCCGGCGGCGGCGAUUACAGAUAUUCAGUUGUUUCAGCUGUCCGACGACGAUCCAAAAGCCAAGAAAUGGAUGGUAAUAAUCGCUCAAAUGGCUCGUCUCAUCGUCCUAAUCAUGGAGAACGAACCGCCUCCAGCACCGAAACUCGGCGGUUUCACAAGCUCCGCCUCCUUACAGGCGGGACUUAUGAAUUUGGGGGCGGAGCAAGCGCCGACGACUACAUUCCACGGAUUCUUUAACUCGAUGAGCACUCAACAACACACGAUUUCAUCGUCGAAAUUCUCGGAGAAAUUCAAAAAUCACGGAUUUCUGACAAUGUAUCCGACGAUUGCGGAACCGAAACGAUACGCGUGGCUGUCUCCGGAUGGGAUAUCGAUUGGAAAAGUGAAUAUUCUUGCGGAGGAGAUUAAGGAUGUUCUUGUGGAGGAAUUCAAUAUUGAACACCGCCUAAUCGAAGGACGUCUGGAACCGCCCACUGGCAUCGCCCUCACCGAAUAUCACAUUCUUCUCGCCUACUCGUCUCGAGUCCUCGCCCUCUCUCUUCUCCCACCUCAUGACGUCGUUUUCGAAGAUCCAUGGCAUGCAGAAUUAGGCUCCGCCCUCGGAUUCGUCGUCGACACCGUCACCGAAUUUGUGUGGUUGUUCACGCCUACUGUAGCGAUGAAAUACGGGACGAACGACGAGGCGAGAUACAUUUGGAAGACGUAUUUGGAUAGAGGAGAUUUCGGACGGGCACUGCAGAUUGCCCGGACGAGAGUCGAUAUUGAACCGGAUGCGUUGGAAAUGGUACUCAGGAAACAGGCGGAUUUUUACAUUCAGGAGAAGAAGUGA
This is a messenger RNA of Caenorhabditis remanei, 1365 nucleotides long. RefSeq lists its product as uncharacterized. Gene Ontology annotation, cellular component: endosome; HOPS complex. Lineage: Eukaryota; Metazoa; Nematoda; Chromadorea; Rhabditida; Rhabditidae. The record is from RefSeq and is a predicted model, not a curated record. The transcript is spliced from 5 exons. Gene Ontology annotation, molecular function: protein-macromolecule adaptor activity. Gene Ontology annotation, biological process: endosome organization; lysosome organization; organelle fusion. Bases 1 to 1365 code for a protein of 454 amino acids.